Molecule: messenger RNA, 1129 nt
Organism: Quercus lobata
Lineage: Eukaryota; Viridiplantae; Streptophyta; Magnoliopsida; Fagales; Fagaceae
Product: chalcone--flavonone isomerase-like
Exons: 4
Coding region: 91-792 (233 amino acids)
Biological process (GO): flavonoid biosynthetic process
Molecular function (GO): chalcone isomerase activity
Source: RefSeq, a predicted model, not a curated record
CACCGUUCUUCUCACCAGUCAAACGUACACACCGACACAGAUUAACAACAAAGACAAAGAGACACUCUCACACUCAACAGAGCAAAAGAAAUGGUCCUAGCAGCGUCUCUUCCAGGAGUUCAGGUCGAACACGUGGCGUUCCCAUCCACGGCAAAACCUCCGGGCUCAACCAACACACUGUUCCUCGGCGGCGCAGGGGUGAGAGGGUUGGAGAUUCAAGGGAAAUUCGUGAAGUUCACGGCGAUCGGAGUGUACUUGGAGAAUAAUGCAGUGCCGUCGCUCGCCGUUAAGUGGAGGGGAAAGAGUGCGGAGGAGUUGACUGAAUCCGUUGAGUUCUUCAGGGAUAUCGUUACAGGCCCAUUUGAGAAAUUCACACAGGUUACGACAAUCUUGCCAUUAACCGGCCAACAAUACUCGGAGAAGGUGACAGAGAAUUGUGUUGCCUUUUGGAAAUCUGUUGGACUUUACACAGAGGCAGAAACCAAAGCCGUUGAAAAGUUCCUUGAGGUCUUUAAGGACGAGAACUUCACCCCCGGUUCUUCUAUACUUUUUACGCAAUCACCCAAGGGAUCAUUGACGAUUGGCUUCUCUAAAGAUGGGUCAAUACCUGAAGUUGGGAAAGCGGUGAUAGAGAAUAAACUACUAUCAGAGGCAGUACUGGAGUCCAUUAUUGGCAAACAUGGUGUUUCUCCUGAAGCGAAGGAGUGUUUGGCUAAGAGGUUAUCGGAGUUGCUGAAACAGGAUACUGAUAAGGUGGCCGAAAAUCAACAAUGUGAAUGUGAAGGUCACUGAAGAGUAGAGUUGGAGGGAAAGGAAUAAGUGGAGACAGGAGAGCAAUGAAGAAUAUAGAUUAAAAUUCUCACUAAGUCCAUUUCAAGAUAAGUUCAUUUUAUGGUUCUGAUUAAAUAUUUUUAUGAUUUUAAAAGUGUAUCGAGAAUCACGAUCAUUUAAAAUUUUAAUAUACACUUUUAAAUCCAAGAAAAAAAUAUCUGAACUAUAAAAUGAACACGUUUGUUCCGUGAUUUGUAUCUUGGUAUUCUCUACUUGUAUAAGUAUGGUUCAAAAUAAUUGUGUUUAUCAAUGUAAAAGUCCUUUAUUUCCAUUCCUGAAUAAACCAUUUUAAUAUAUA